AUGGCGGACCAAAAUAUCUCGCAGUACAAAUACUCGGCGAUGUCCAACCUGGUUCUCCAGGCGGACCGCCGUUUCACCUCCCGCAACAACGAUGAAGCCACCGGAGACCCGGAGUCCCUCGCCGGUCGUAUUGGCAUCCGAGAGAUGGGUUCCGGGGUAGCGCGUGAUGAUGCGCCCAAAUCAAAAAAGAAAGCAGCUGGCCCGACAGAUAUUGAGCGAGGUGCGAUCCGGGAGGGUGAGGAUGUUCUCGCCCGUGAGCAAAGAAAACGUCAGAAGGGACAACCUGCACAGCUACGGGGGCAAGGUAUCCUUUCCGCCGCUGAUGCUCUUGUCGAGGGAUUGAGAUAUCGACCUCGCACUCCCGCCACCCGGGCUACCUACGACCUCAUCCUCACAAUGACCGCAAGCCACCUUGGCGAUGUUCCUCACGAAGUUGUUCGAAGUGCCGCCGAUGCUGUUCUAGAAUAUCUUAAGGACGAAGAUCUGAAAGACUUCGACAAGAAGAAAGAGAUCGACGACUUGCUUGGUAGCUCGAUGAACCCCAAGGAGUUCAAUGAGCUCGUGAAUUUGGGCAAGAAGAUUACAGACUACGACGCCCAAGAUGAAGAUGAGGAUAUGGAUGGCGGCUUGGAAGGCGAAGCAGGUGCAGAACUCGACGAACGCCAGGGUGUUGCGGUUGUUUUCGACGAAGAAGACGAGGACGAUGAGCGCAUGGGCACCGUCGAUGAGGUGCGCGACGAUGACGAGCUAUCCGACGAAGAUGAGGCCGACCAAGCAGAAAAGCCCGAUGGCGAGGAGGCUGAACGAACUGGUCUCGAAGAUCUUGCCGAUUCCGAGGAAAUGGUUAUUGAUGGUGGCCUAGACCGUGAUGACAAGAAAGGCGACAAGGGAAUGGAAAUCUCUGCUCGGGAAAUCGAUGCAUACUGGCUUCAACGUCAAAUCGGCACAGCAUUUUCAGACGCUCAUACCCAACACGAGAAGGCCAAAGAUGCUCUUGAAAUCCUUGGCGGCAAGACAGAAGACGGCGAAGAACGACCACUACGAGACGUGGAGAACGAUUUGAUGGAACUUUUCGAUUACGAUCAUCCUGACCUCGUCGCCAAACUGGUUACCAACCGUAGCAAGAUCUUCUGGGUGACUCGUUGGAGACGGGUAGCCGAAGACGCAGAUGCUCGCCACCUCAUCGAAAGCGAGAUGGUAGAAGCUGGCUACCGAUCGAUAUUGGACGACAUCAGUGGCAAGGCAGCCCGCGAUGAAGGGGCUGGUCGACCCGAGAAGAAGAUCAAGCUUGACUUGAUGGAUGUCGAUGUCCCAAGUGGACCCGUACCCGAGGAGCAGCAGAAGCCCGCGGAUGGUGGUCUUGUAGGAGGGUUGCAACCCAAGCGACAGAUCAACCUGGAGAACCUCGUCUUCCACCAAGGCAACCAUUUGAUGACCAACCCUAACGUCAAGUUACCACAAGGAUCCACAAAACGGACGUUCAAGGGAUACGAGGAAAUCCAUGUGCCGCCGCCCAAAGCAAAGAGAGAACCCGGCGAACAGAACCUCCCCACCACCGAAUUGCCUGAGUGGGCUCGUGUUGGUUUUGGCAGCGCGAAGGAGCUCAACCGUAUCCAGACUAAAUGCUAUCCUUCAGCCUUCCAUGAUGAUGGAAACUUGCUGGUCUGUGCUCCUACUGGAUCUGGAAAGACUAACGUUGCGAUGCUGAGCAUUCUCCGUGAAAUCGGCAAGAACCGUAACCCUCAGACCGGGGAAAUCAUGCUGGACGAUUUCAAGAUCGUGUGCAUUUCCCCUUUGAAGGCCCUGGUCCAGGAACAAGUUGGCAAUCUCGGCAAGCGUCUCGAGCCUUACGGUAUCCGAGUAUCUGAACUGACCGGUGAUCGUCAACUUACGAAGCAACAAAUUGCCGACACUCAGAUCAUUGUCACGACACCCGAGAAAUACGACGUCAUCACGAGAAAAGCGUCUGAAACCAGCUACACAAAGCUUGUCCGUCUCAUUAUCAUCGACGAAAUUCACCUUCUCCACGAUGACCGUGGCCCUGUUCUCGAAAGCAUUGUCAGUCGGACUAUUCGGCGGGCAGAGCAGAGUGGCGACCCGGUCAGAAUCGUUGGUCUCAGUGCCACACUUCCCAACUACCGUGAUGUGGGAAGUUUCUUGCGGGUUGAUCCUGCCAAGGGCAUGUUCCACUUCGAUGGAUCUUACAGACCGUGCCCGCUCAAGCAGGAGUUCAUCGGUGUCACAGACAAGAAGGCCAUCAAGCAGUUGAAGACAAUGAACGAUAUCUGCUACAACAAGGUUCUUGAACAGGUUGGCCAGCGCAGAAACCAAAUGCUUAUUUUCGUCCAUUCCCGAAAAGAAACCGCCAAAACUGCUAAAUACAUUAGGGACAAGGCUGUUGAGAUGGAGACUAUUGGCCAAAUCCUGCGCAGUGAUGCUGCAAGCAAAGCUAUCCUGGCUGAAGAAGCAGACUCUGUCGACGAUGCGUCUCUCAAGGACCUGUUGCCGUACGGAUUCGGUAUUCACCACGCAGGAAUGAGUCUUGCGGACCGUGACUCCGUUCAGGCCCUUUUCAGCGAUGGCAGUAUCCAAGUGCUUGUCUGUACCGCCACUCUCGCCUGGGGUAUUAACCUUCCCGCGCACACCGUCAUCAUUAAGGGCACACAGAUCUACUCUCCAGAGAAGGGUAGCUGGGUUGAACUUAGCCCUCAAGACGUCCUCCAAAUGCUGGGACGUGCUGGUCGACCUCAAUAUGAUACCUUUGGUGAAGGUAUCAUUAUCACCUCGCAAACUGAAAUCCAGUACUACCUUUCUUUGAUGAACCAGCAGCUGCCCAUUGAGAGUCAACUUAUGAGUAGACUGGCUGAUAACCUGAAUGCUGAGAUUGUCCUUGGAAGCGUCCGGAAUCGUGAUGAAGGUGUUGAAUGGCUAGGUUACACUUACUUGUUCGUCCGUAUGCUACGCUCGCCAGGUCUCUACAGCGUCGGUGCAGACUAUGAAGAAGAUGAUGCGCUGGAGCAAAAGCGUGUUGAUCUCAUUCACUCCGCCGCAGCGAUCCUGGAGAAAGCGGGUCUUGUCAAAUACGAGAGAAAGACUGGCCGCCUGCAAUCGACCGAGCUUGGACGAAUUGCCUCGCACUAUUACAUUGGUCACAGCUCCAUGUUGACCUACUCUCAACACCUCCAGCCAUCGAUUACCACCAUCGAACUCUUCCGGAUUUUUGCGCUCAGUGACGAGUUUAAAUACAUUCCCGUUCGCCAGGAUGAGAAACUCGAGUUGGCCAAACUCCUUGGCCGUGUCCCUGUUCCAGUGAAAGAAAGCAUUGAGGAGCCGCACUCCAAGGUUAACGUCUUGCUGCAAGCAUAUAUCUCAAGACUUAAGCUCGAGGGAUUGGCCUUGAUGGCAGAUAUGGUUUAUGUUACCCAGUCAGCUGGCCGUAUCAUCCGUGCGAUCUUCGAGAUCUGCCUGAAGAAGGGCUGGUCGUCUGUAGCCAAGACUGCUCUGGAUCUGUGUAAGAUGGCCGAGAGGAGAAUGUGGCCAACAAUGUCGCCACUUCGCCAAUUCCCAUUCUGUCCCCGCGACAUUCUGCAGAAGGCGGAGCGUAUCGAUGUGCCUUGGGCCAGCUACUUUGACCUUGACCCUCCACGCAUGGGUGAGCUUCUGGGCAUGCCCAAGGCUGGACGAACUGUUUGCGACCUUGUCUCCAAGUUCCCCCGCUUGGAAGUACAAGCCCAGGUUCAGCCCAUCACUCGUUCAAUGCUCCGUGUCGAGUUGACAAUCACUCCAAACUUCGUUUGGGAUGAAGCUGUGCAUGGAAAUGCACAGGAUUUCUGGAUCUUGGUAGAGGAUUGCGAUGGAGAAGAGAUCUUGUUCCACGACCAAUUUGUGCUUCGUAGGGAGUACGCUGAGGCCGAAAUGAAUGAACAUCUUGUGGAAUUCACAGUCCCCAUUUCCGAACCAAUGCCUCCAAACUACUUUAUUUCUCUGGUGUCUGACCGUUGGAUGCAUUCCAACACCAAGAUUGCAGUUUCUUUCCAGAAACUGAUUCUUCCUGAGCGCUUCCCGCCCCACACUCCUCUCCUCGAUAUGCAGCGAGCUCCAGUGAAGGCGCUGAAGCGUGAUGAAUACCAACAGCUGUACCCCGAGUGGCAGGUGUUCAACAAGAUCCAGACACAGACUUUCAAGUCGCUCUUUGACACGGAUGAUAACGUCUUCAUUGGUGCCCCUACUGGUAGUGGCAAGACAAUCUGCGCUGAACUCGCAUUGCUUCGUCACUGGUCGAAGGAGGACAGUGGACGAGCUGUUUACAUCGCGCCAUUCCAAGAACUGGUUGAUCAACGACAGGCGGAUUGGGAAAAGAGACUGGGUAAACUGGGAGGUGGCAAGACCAUUGUCAAGCUCACUGGCGAGGCAACUGCUGAUCUGAAGCUGUUGGAGCGAGCGGAUCUUGUUGUUGCUACUCCCUCGCAGUGGGAUGUCUUGUCCCGCCAGUGGAAGAGGCGUAAGAAUGUCCAGACCAUUCAGCUGUUCAUUGCGGACGAACUUCACAUGCUCGGAGGUUACAAUGGGUAUGUUUAUGAGGUUGUUGUGUCCCGCAUGCACUACAUCGCCCUCCAAAUGGAGAAUGACAUGCGCAUUGUUGGCUUGAGUGUACCUCUUUCCAAUGCUCGUGACAUUGGCGAGUGGAUUGGCGCCAACAAGCACACCAUCUACAACUUCAGUCCCCACGCCCGGCCUGUCCCUCUGGAACUCCACAUUCAGUCCUUCACCAUUCCUCAUUUCCCCUCGCUGAUGCUGGCAAUGGCCAAGCCAGCCUACCACUCGAUUUUGCAGUUGGCACCCAACAAGCCCGCUCUUGUGUUCGUCCCCAACCGCAAACAGACUCGCUCCACUGCCAUGGAUCUGCUGGCUGCUUGCGCCACAGAUGAUGAUGAGGAUCGGUUCCUGAAUGCCGAUGUCAAUGAGCUGGCACCCCUUCUCAGCCGUGUCCAGGAACUCACUCUGGCCGAGUCGCUUUCCCACGGUAUCGGAUACUACCACGAGGCUUUGAGCGCCACUGAUAAGCGUAUCGUUUCGCAUCUGUUCUCUAUCGGUGCGAUUCAGGUACUGCUCGCCUCGAGAGAUGUCUGCUGGGAGCUCAACCUGACCGCCCACCUGGUCAUCGUCAUGGGCACACAAUUCUUCGAGGGUCGGGAACACCGCUAUAUCGAUUACCCGAUCAGUGAGAUUUUGCAAAUGUUUGGCAAGGCCUCUCGCCCUGGGGAAGACAAGAUUGGUCGCGGUGUGCUGAUGGUGCCCGCUGUGAAGCGUGAAUACUACAAGAAAUUCCUCAACGAGGCCCUUCCUGUGGAGAGUCACCUGCAGGUUUACCUGCACGAUGCGUUCGUCACAGACAUCAGCACGAGAAUGAUCGCGUCUACACAGGAUGCCGUCGAUUUGAUGACAUACUCUUACUUCUACCGUCGUCUCCUGGCUAACCCCAGUUUCUACGGUCUCGGUGAUCUAAGCCACGAAGGCCUAAGCACCUUCUUGUCUGAGUUGGUCGAGAAUACCUUGAAGGAAUUGACUGAGGCCAAGAUUAUCGACCUCGACGAAGAGGAUGACAGCAUUUCCCCUCUCAAUGCUGCCAUGAUUGGUGCCUACUACAACAUCUCCUUCAUCACCAUGCAGACCUUCCUUCUUUCUUUGUCAGCUCGCACAAAGCUCAAGGGCAUUCUGGAAAUCGUCACGUCGGCCACCGAGUUCGAAUCUAUCCAGAUGCGUCGCCAUGAAAACCACAUUCUUCGUCGGGUGUACGACCGUGUGCCAGUGAAGAUGUCGCAGGUUUCCUACGACUCGCCGCACUUCAAGGCCUUUGUUCUCCUCCAAGCCCACUUCUCGCGUAUGCAGCUGCCCAUUGAUCUUGCCAAGGAUCAGGAGAUCAUUGUCAGCAAGGUUCUCAACCUUCUCAGCGCAUGUGUGGACGUUCUCUCGUCGGAAGGACACAUCAAUGCGAUGAACGCGAUGGAGAUGUCUCAAAUGGUGGUUCAAGCUAUGUGGGAUCGGGACAGUCCUCUCAAGCAGAUCCCCCACUUCAGCCCCGAGGUCGUUAACGUGGCCAACGAAUACAACAUUAACGACAUCUUCGAGUUUAUGGAAGCCAUGGACCCGUCCGAGAACAAGGACUACGCUAAUUUGGUUAAGCGACUUGGUCUCGACAACAAGCAGCUGGCGCAAGCUGCGGCCUUCACAAACGAGAAGUAUCCCAACCUUGAACUCGACUUCCAGGUGGAGGACCCGGAGAACAUCACCUCCGGCGAGCCAGCAUACCUCAAGGUCAAGAUCGAGCGGGAAGUCGAAGAGGAUGAAGAGCCUGACGCAACUGUUCACGCGCCCUUCUACCCCAACAAGAAGAUGGAGAACUGGUGGUUGGUUGUGGGAGACGAAAAGACCAAGAGCCUUCUUGCCAUCAAGCGUAUUACGAUCGGUCGCAAAUUGGAGUUGCGUCUGGAAUACGUUGUGCCCACACCGGGAGAUCAUGAGUUGACAUUGUACCUGAUGAGUGACAGCUACGUUGGUGUGGAUCAAGCACCUACAUUUAACAUUACUGCGGCAGAAGGAAUGGAGGAAGAUGAGAGUGAAGAAGAAGAGGAAGAGUGA
Aspergillus wentii DTO 134E9 is the source of this 6639-nucleotide messenger RNA. Its product is annotated as ATP-dependent RNA helicase BRR2. Gene Ontology annotation, cellular component: nucleus. The transcript has 2 exons. The record is from RefSeq and is a predicted model, not a curated record. Gene Ontology annotation, molecular function: nucleic acid binding; ATP hydrolysis activity; ATP binding. NCBI's taxonomy places the organism in Eukaryota, Fungi, Ascomycota, Eurotiomycetes, Eurotiales, Aspergillaceae. Bases 1 to 6639 code for a protein of 2212 amino acids.